GCCGGCCCGUAGGGCUGUCCACCCAUCUCCAGUGAAGGCAAGGGCGCGCCGGGCCUCGAAGCCGAGGCUCUGAUUCCCCGCGGCUCGGACCACGCGGCUGAGUGCGCCGCGCCGCAAGGACGGGCUGAGUGGUCGCCGCGCUGGGGCUGCGCAGCUUGGUGACGGGCGGCGGGGGCGGGGGGAGCGGCCCCUCUGCCCUCCCCGCCGCCGGAGGCCCGGGGACGCGGGGACUUUUAUUCUGACACGGCCGGCUCCCGGCUCUGCUUAGUCAUGGUGACCUGCGCGCGCUCCGCGCCUCCCCCCGGCGCGCAGCGAUGGAGGCGCCCGGGCCUGGGCGACGGAGGCGGAGCUCGAGCGCGGCCAUGGCGGGCCCUGUGCUCUCCCUCCUCCAGGCCUCUGAGUGCCAGUGGUGGUGUUGCCCCUUGUCACCUGGAACCCCAUGCAGCCGGAACCCAGGCCUAGCGGGGCUGGGGCCCGCACCCGAUUCCUUCCCCUGAGGUCACAGCGCCCCGAGGGGGCAGGGGACACGGUGAUGUACGCCUCCACCGAGUGCAAAGCCGAGGUGACACCCUCCCAGCACGGCAACCGCACCUUCAGCUACACGCUGGAGGACCACACCAAGCAGGCCUUUGGCAUCAUGAACGAGCUGCGGCUCAGCCAGCAGCUGUGUGAUGUGACACUGCAGGUCAAAUACGAGGACGCGCCAGCCGCCCAGUUCAUGGCUCACAAGGUGGUGUUGGCCUCAUCUAGCCCCGUCUUCAAGGCCAUGUUCACCAACGGGCUACGGGAGCAGGGCAUGGAGGUGGUGUCCAUUGAGGGCAUCCACCCCAAGGUCAUGGAGCGCCUAAUUGAGUUUGCCUACACGGCCUCCAUCUCCAUGGGUGAGAAGUGUGUGCUCCACGUGAUGAAUGGCGCCGUCAUGUACCAGAUUGACAGCGUCGUCCGCGCCUGCAGCGACUUCCUCGUGCAGCAGCUGGACCCCAGCAACGCCAUUGGCAUUGCCAACUUCGCUGAACAGAUCGGCUGCGCCGAGCUGCACCAGCGCGCCCGCGAAUACAUCUAUAUGCACUUCGGAGAGGUGGCCAAGCAAGAGGAGUUCUUCAACCUGUCCCAUUGCCAGCUGGUGACGCUCAUCAGCCGAGACGAUCUGAACGUGCGCUGCGAGUCCGAGGUCUUCCACGCCUGCAUCAACUGGGUCAAGUAUGACUGUGAGCAGCGGCGUUUCUACGUGCAGGCGCUGCUCCGGGCUGUACGAUGCCACUCGCUCACACCCCACUUCCUGCAGAUGCAGCUCCAGAAGUGUGAGAUCUUGCAGUCGGACUCCCGCUGCAAGGACUACCUGGUCAAGAUCUUCCAGGAGCUUACCUUGCACAAGCCCACACAGGUGAUGCCCUGUCGGGCGCCCAAAGUGGGCCGGCUCAUCUACACCGCUGGUGGCUACUUCCGCCAGUCACUCAGCUACCUGGAGGCCUACAACCCCAGUGAUGGCACCUGGCUCCGACUGGCAGACCUGCAGGUGCCCCGUAGUGGCCUGGCAGGCUGCGUCGUGGGUGGGCUGCUGUAUGCUGUGGGCGGCCGGAACAACUCGCCCGACGGCAACACCGACUCCAAUGCCCUGGACUGCUAUAACCCCAUGACCAACCAGUGGUCGCCCUGUGCCCCCAUGAGCGUACCGCGCAAUCGGAUUGGGGUUGGGGUCAUCGAUGGGCACAUCUAUGCUGUUGGUGGCUCCCAUGGCUGCAUCCACCACAACAGUGUGGAGAGGUAUGAGCCAGAACGGGACGAGUGGCACUUGGUGGCCCCAAUGCUGACUCGAAGGAUCGGGGUGGGAGUGGCUGUCUUCAACCGUUUGCUCUAUGCCGUCGGGGGCUUUGAUGGAACAAACCGCCUCAACUCAGCCGAGUGUUACUACCCAGAGAGAAAUGAGUGGCGAAUGAUCACACCCAUGAACACCAUCCGAAGUGGGGCAGGAGUCUGUGUCUUGCACAACUGUAUCUAUGCUGCGGGGGGCUACGACGGUCAGGACCAGCUGAACAGCGUGGAGCGCUAUGACGUGGAGACAGAAACGUGGACUUUUGUAGCUCCCAUGAGGCAUCGGCGCAGCGCCCUGGGGAUUACCGUGCACCAGGGAAGGAUCUACGUUCUCGGAGGCUACGAUGGUCACACGUUCCUGGACAGUGUGGAGUGUUACGACCCAGACACAGACACUUGGAGUGAGGUGACCCACAUGACAUCCGGCCGCAGUGGGGUGGGUGUUGCUGUCACCAUGGAACCCUGCCGGAAGCAGAUCGACCAGCAGAACUGUACUUGUUGAGCCACUUGUGUUUCUUGGGCAAAAAAAUGGUCUGAUCGAGAGUAUUGUUGUUUUUGUACAAAAACAGGGACAAAAGAAAAGGCGACAGAGCAAAUGCUUAUCCUCCAAGAUGGGAGGCUGAGAUGCCUCAGUGUUCAAAUGACAACUAGAAAGAAAAGAAGGCCAGAGCGGGAACCCAUGAGCCUGUCAGAGUCGUCCCAGGAAUGUCCAGGAGAGCCUUCCUGGGCAGGGGGUGCAUGAAGGGCAGGCUCCCAGGAGAGAGGCCCCUGCACCCACUACCCUGAGAAUAGGCCUGGGUCCCAAACCAGCAGCCGCCACCUCCCCUUGGGGUGAAAGCAGGUGCCGAGGUCAGGCCGGGUUUUUGUUCUUUGUGUAUUUGUGGUUGGUUCCUGGAGGCCUGGGAAGGAGCCAGCUGAGGCCUCAGGGGUGAGGCUCUUGUGGAGGUGUGGACCCCAGGGAUGGGCCUGUACAUAGAAACCACUGGAUAUCUCUGCCCUGGACAGUCAUUUUGUUGAUAAGUAACCAUAUAACUUUCCAAUGACAAUAAAGAACAAACUAACUAGUGUCUUCCACCCGGGCUCUCAGCUGGAGGUCUCAAACCUGGGGACAGAAAGGACUCUUCCGAAACGUACUCAAGUCUUUGAUUUCGAGUUUGAAUUUGAAACCAGUGCGUUAUCUCUGCCCAUCGCAUCUUGACAUGUAGGGCAUCUUUCUCCCCGUAGGCAAGCCACAUGGGGCUCGCUUUGUCACGUUGGGCUGCUUUGAAGACAAUGACCUAACUCCUUGACACCUCUCUUUUAGGGCUCCCUGGAGUUCUGUUUUAAGGCAAACCAUCCCCAGAAUGCUUUCCAGAUUGGUGAAGAUCUAUCCGGUCAUUUUUAUGCGCUUCAGUGACACAGACUGAGCCUUUCAUUUAGGUGCCUGGGUAUUAAAAGGACAAAAGGGGUUCUUGGGAAUUUUCGUAGGCAAAGGGCUCAAUAUCACCUGGUCUCUUCUGAACAAUUCGUGUGAAGGCAGUAUAUGGGCUGGAUCUCUUCUGGAGCCAAUUAACUAUUUGUACUGGGAGAGUGGAGCAAAGAGGAAUGAAGUGUGGUUUCAACUAUCAGGAAUGUCCUAGGUUUUUCCAAAGAGCUUAGCGAAACAUUUGAUUCCUUCCCUUCCAGGGAAAACCUUACCUCCCGGCUGUACAGCUUCAUUCACUCAAUUCACCUGAAGGUUGUCUUAGCCGCUUCCUGGGUCCUUUUCCUAAGGUUUUAUUGGAACAAGAAAAUAAAUCUGCGUUGGCUGCAUUGAAUGGAUGGGGGAGGACUAGGAAUUAUAAACAUAGUAUCUGGAUAGCCUUUUAGCAUUUGCAGUGUUUUUGCACAUUAUUUGAUCCUCAGGAGUUUUGUGAGCUAAGAAGGGCAAGCCUGAUCCUUUACAGAUUAGAGAAGUGACUUGCCCAAGGUCAUGUGGCCACUAAAUGGUAGGGUUUAGAUUUGACUCUAGUGGACACCAAAGCAGCCACAACACGCUCUAACACUGUGUGUGUGAGAAGGGACAUAAGGAGGUCCCGUGGGGUUAGGGUGUAUAUCAGUGAAAGUUCCAGAAACAGCGAUCUAAUCCAGAGUCGAGGAAUUUGCAUGUAAUUUGGUUGCCAGAAGCCACACAGCCUAUCCCAGAGUGGUGUUUCCUUCUACAAGGGUUAGAACCCUGGUCCUGAGGUCAGGUUUUAGCUGAUUCAGUAAAGCAAUUUGGGUAUCAGUCAGGUGAACGGUUUCUUAUCUGCAAAAAUGGUACUUGGACACUGAAUGGGCAUUAGGCCCUGUGUAAGCUGCUGGACCAACAAAGGUGAGUAUUUACAUUCACUUUCUAACUCUGCAAAGAGCUGUUUGAAAAAAAGGCCUCAUUGUGCUGGGUAUCGGGCCUAGGGUAGUAAACAGCCCCCAAAUGAUCCCUGCCCUCAUGGAAAUUACAGCCUAGCAGAGGAGUAGGGUGACCAACUUGUCCUGGUUUGCCCAGGACAGUCCCAGUUUGGACACUGAAAGGCUGGCAUCCCAGAACUCCUCAGCCCCGGGUAAACUGGGUCAACUCUACGGGUAAGCCAGAUGCUGAAGCUGUAUUACAACCGUGCUGAGUGACAGGCAGCCGAGGGUCGUGGUUAAGUUCCCACUUGAAAGUCCAUGGCUCUGGAAGCCAAGGGGACAUACAUGACUGGGCUGCAGGCUGGAGUGCACUGGGGAAGGUGAAGCCGCUAUUGCAUUAGCCAGGUGAGAGGAUGGCAGUUUGGAUGAGGCUGUGGGGGUGGAGAGAGGUCGAACUUACAGGUGAGGAGACCAAUGGGAAAAGAAGGGCAGAGAAUUAGGGGCACCUGGGUAGCACAGUCGUUAAGCGUCUGCCAUCGGCUCUGGGCGUGAUCCCGGCGUUCCAGGAUCGAGUCCCACAUCGGGCUCCUCUGCUGGGAGCCUGCUUCUUCCUCUCCCACUCCCCCUGCUUGUGUUCCCUCUCUCGCUGGCUGUCUUUCUGUCACAUAAAUAAAUAAAAUCUUAAAAAAAAAAAAAAAGAAGGGCAGAGAAUUAGGAAUGCUCCUGUGUGGCUUCAACCUUAAAUCAGCAGCCAGGGAUAGAGAAGCUUUGAGGAGGCUGCAGGUACAGAAGGGAAAAGACAAUGUUUUGGGGUGUGUCAGGUUUGAGGCCUCAAGACACAUUGUUUUAGGAGAGUGCACAGUCAUUUUUCUAGCCUUCAGACUUAAUGCUUCCAACAAGUAGUUCUUCAAUGGCUGUUCUACCAGGCCCGAAGUGAGGUAUUCAGACACAGUGAGGAACAGGCAUGACACUGUCUCUUUCUCAGAGAGCUAGAAUUAACGAUGACAAAAUGCAUACGUAAUUAGGUUCAAAGGUAAGCCCUCUGAAGGCCAGGAGCUUGACCUAGGUCAGAGGCCCUGAGAAAACAUUGUUGAGGAGGUGGUUUUCGCACAGAAAUCCAAAGGACUGAUAGUGUAAACUUGGUGAGGAAACUCGGGGCAAGAUUCUGGACAGAAGCAGCAUCACAUGCAAAGGUCCUGUGGCACUGGGAAGCAAUCUAGAUGAAACCCUGAGAGGGAGGAGGAACAUGGCGUCAGAAGAGGCCCUGUGGGACAUGCUCAUUUCUCUUUAAUUGUUAAAUACCUAACUUUAUCUUUAAAAAAAAAA
Ailuropoda melanoleuca (giant panda) is the source of this 5484-nucleotide messenger RNA. RefSeq names its product kelch like ECH associated protein 1 (gene KEAP1). Lineage: Eukaryota; Metazoa; Chordata; Mammalia; Carnivora; Ursidae. The coding region runs from base 440 to 2314 and encodes 624 amino acids. The transcript is spliced from 6 exons. Gene Ontology annotation, molecular function: transcription factor binding. The record is from RefSeq and is a predicted model, not a curated record.